CAUAAUUUCUUUUUCUGACACGACCUUAGUGACGUCAACAGAUAUGCGAGAGGUGGAGCGUUCUUCUCCGGGCCCCAAGCGUUGCUUCCUAUAACCAAGACUGACGCGGCUGCAAAGGUACACAAAGUCACGUGACUGACGCCGGUUAGAACACAAACCCAUGGAGGACGAACACCGAUGCAAGCUGCACAGAACGGCGAGCGUUUUCGCUGCCACACCAACUCGGUCGCGGCGCGAUAUGGCAUCGCCCAGUGCUGGCAACCGUGCCGUUCUCGAGCUAUAACGGCAAGGCUUCCCACCAUCGACAGCGUCUAAAGGCACGGGGCGCCGCCAUUACCACAGCGAGCCGGAACUGGUGUGAGCGUGUGCGCAUGCGCGAGGCGUGAGACCAUUUACAAUAGUGCAAUCGGCGAAGGCUUUAUUUUUUUAUUUAUUUUUUCGUCGACUCUCGCAAACAGUAGCAUCGCACGCCACGAAAUAAACAGGGGCCCCGCCGCUUUCCAAGGCGCAAAACAACCAUGUUCGUGCGGGCCAGACUACUGGCGCUGUUGGUCGCGACCCUGGUCGGAUGCCAGAAUGCAGCCGACGCCGCGCGUUCCAAGGUCGCGGACUCCGACCCGCCGGAAGAGUCCAGCUCCGGGGUCAGGCACUACGAGGGUGUCGGCAAGGACACCACCAACGGCGUGAUCAAGGGCCUGAACGCGCUCGGCGACGGGAGAAGCGGCAACCAGGAGUUGCACAUCGAGAAGAACGACUUCGUCGACGUCUCGUGGCAGAGACGCCACCCGGAGCUCUUCCGCGUCAAGAGGAAAACGGCGACCAUCGCGCUGGACGUGAAGGACAACACGUACCGGGUGUGGACGCAAGACUACCCCGUCGCGGCACUGGCCGUCCUGCCUUACGGAGUGGGCGCCGUGCACCCUGCCGCCGUCUACCCCACCGCCGUGUACCCUGCUGAACCGGGCUACUCGGGUUACCCCGUGGUCGUAAGCGGAGGAGCUCCUGUACCCCUACCGGCACUGGCGCGCGCAGACUACGUGGCCGCGUCACCGUACUACCGCGGUUUGUACUCGCCUUCCUACAGCCUACCCUACGCUCCGCUACCCUGGGCGUCACCUUACGUCGGCGCCGGGUACCUGGUACCAGACACAACAGCCAGCUACCUUCCCGGAGCCCCGUUGUUCGCCGCGGGCUACCCAGACUACCCGGGCGUUUACUCGUCGCUACGCGAUCUCGAUUGGUCUGGAGACUACCUGCAAUAAACUUAGGCCUGUUUCCAAGUAGCGACGUCUGUUCGGGUGAACCCAUCGAUUCAGUGACGCUCCGAGCGCGAGUCCGCGCUGCUGUAUGAAGCCCUGCGUAGCAUAGGUAUCGACAUUAGAUAGAGAGGUUAUAUGCAGCUAAUCUGGUGCGCCCUAGUCUGCUACUGUGGACUGGGGAAGGUGUAAACGGAGCCAAAACUGUAGUGACGGAUGAUGCUGCUGCUGCUGCUGCUGCUUCUGAUGAUGAUGGUGAUGAUGAUGAUGAUGAUGAUGAUGAUGAUGAAUAGUCAUUGAAAGCCCUUUUCAGUGACGCGUCUUGCAGUGCAGGCUGGCCUAUAAUGUUCCAAAGGGCUACACACCCCGGACGACGGACAACAUAUGCGCUAAAUCUACAGAUGCGUAAAGUCACUGCCCGUUUGUUAAGUUUUAUACGCCUUGCGACAAAUCUCCCGAUUAAACAAAUCGGAACAGAAAAAGAGUACCAUGACACACGAGCCCGGCGCUAGCGCUCACGCGCUUGCCGACGCUGUCGCCUUAGUCUAAUAAUUAACGAUAUGGCUUUGCGAUAACGACGAUAACGACGACAACAUGAAAAAAAAAGAAAAAAAAAGGGAAAAAUAAUUAAAAAAAUUAUUAGCAGAGCGUGGUUUCGAUCCACGGACCUCUGGGUUAUGGGCCCAGCACGCUUCCACUGCGCCACUCUGCUGGACGAGAACGGCGGUGAAACUUUUCUCCUUUUGCGAUACUGUGGUACAAUUGCAGCUUGCAUUAUUGUGCAGGGCACGCAGCUGAUGUGCGUCUAUUUCAUCUGAAAACAUUUACUUGCGCACUUUGCAGCGUGUUUUAGUUCUUACUUGCAUAAUUUCAGAUCAACGCGCUAUGCACGUAAGAAACGACACCUUUCCACUUGCCGAAGCUGACUUGUCUGCGUAAAAAAAGAAAGAAAAAGAGGCACCGUUUGCACAUAAAUAAUUAAUUUUCUACGCAAAC
Messenger RNA from Dermacentor andersoni, 2252 nucleotides. RefSeq lists its product as uncharacterized. The record is from RefSeq and is a predicted model, not a curated record. Lineage: Eukaryota; Metazoa; Arthropoda; Arachnida; Ixodida; Ixodidae.